This is a messenger RNA of Octodon degus (degu), 2291 nucleotides long. RefSeq names its product smoothelin-like. Lineage: Eukaryota; Metazoa; Chordata; Mammalia; Rodentia; Octodontidae. Gene Ontology annotation, biological process: actin cytoskeleton organization. Gene Ontology annotation, cellular component: filamentous actin; microtubule organizing center. The record is from RefSeq and is a predicted model, not a curated record. Gene Ontology annotation, molecular function: protein binding.
AUGAGAUACCAGUCAGAACAGGGCAAGCCCACGCCGGACGGACGCGCUGGACUGAGAGAAUUCCCUGAGGUGAUUUCAGGUGCAGUAGGCACUGGGGAUAUCACCAGGAAAGUCACGACGGAGCUAGGGGACAGCAAGAUGGCAGACGAAGCCUUAGCUGGGCUGGAUGAGGGAGCCCUCCGGAAACUGCUAGAGGUCACAGCAGAUCUGGCAGAGCGGCGGCUCAUCGGUUCAGCCAUCCGGGAGCUGCAGCGGCAGGAGCUGGAGCGUGAGCAGGAAGCCCUGGCAUUAAAGCGCUUCCGUGCUGAGCGACAGGACAACAAGGAAAACUGGCUGCACUCUCAGCAUCGGGAAGCUGAACAGCGGCUGGCUGCACUAGCACGGCUGGCAGGGCAGCUGGAGUCCAUGAAUGAUGUGGAGGAGCUAACCACGCUGCUGAGAAGCGCCGAGUCCACCCCUCUUGGCAGCAGCCCUUCCCCGUUCCAUCGGGCUGGCUCCGUGCGGGAUCGUGUCCGCAAGUUCGCAUCAGAUUCUCCUAUGGCUGCCAGGGUUCAGGAUGGCCCAACCCGAGCAGCCCUUGGUUCCGUGACAUCCACAAGACUUCUGGGCCCCUCCUUCAUCAGCACCACCCCUGCCUCCUCCUCCAGGAGCUCCUCCUCCCAGGGGCCCAGUGACACCUCCUCUGAGUUCAACAAGGAGCAAAGAGGAAUAACUCAGCCCCUGGCCCAGCUUCAGAGCUGCCCCCAAGAGGAGGGCCCCAGAGGGCGGGGCUUGGCUGCCAGGUCCCUUGAAAACAGAGCCCGGGAGCCCUUGGCCUGCUCAGAGGAACCCAGUGCCCCGCUGCCUGUGGCUGUCGGCGCUACUGAGCCAGGGGGCAGUAUGAAGACCACAUUCACCAUCGAGAUCAAGGAUGGCUGUGGCCAGGCAUCCCCAGGCCGGGUGCUACUACCCACAGGCAACCAGAGGGCAGAGCUGACACUGGGGCUGCAGACACCCCCCACCCUCCUCAGCACCAGCAGUGGGAACAAGAAUACCAUCACCCAUGCCAGCAGCCCUGGGACCCUCACCCGGAUGGGCAGUGUCACUCGCAUCAGCCAUGCCUCCCCUGGUAGCUGAGGAGGCUGCAGCCUUAAGAUGGAGCCAGAGCCCACAGAGCCUCCCUCCACAGUGCUGAAAGCCACUAAUGGUGCAGAGCAGACCCAGGCGGACAAAGCACCACAGGGGCAGAGCCCACUGAGCACUGAGGAGUUGAUGGCCAUUGAGGAUGAGGGAGUCUUGGACAAGAUGCUGGAUCAGAGUACAGACUUUGAGGAGCGGAAGCGCAUCCGGGCUGCACUGCGUAAGCUCAGACAAAGGAAGAGAGACCAGCGGGACAAGGAAUGGGAAGGACGACUGCAGGAGGCCCGAGCCCGGCCUGAGGAGAGGCGAAGCAACACAUGCACCGAGACCACCACGAGGCAUAGCCAGAGGGUGGCUGAUGGCUCCACUGUCAGCACUAUUACAAAGACUGAGCGGCUCGUCCAGUCCAAUGAUGGUACACGGACAGCCCGCACCACUACCGUGGAGUCAAGUUUUGUGAGGCGCUCGGAGAAUGGCAGUGGCAGCACUACAGUACAAACCAAGACCUUCUCCUCUUCCUCUUCUUCAUCUAAGAAAACGGGCAGCAUCUUUGACCGAGAGGACCAGGCCAGCCCAAGGGCUAGGAGCCUGGCAGCUCUUGAAAAACACCAGGCCGAGAAAAAGAAAGAACUGAUGAAGGCACAGAGUCUGCCCAAGACCUCAGCAUCCCAGGCACGCAAGGCCAUGAUUGAGAAGCUGGAGAAAGAGGGUGCCUCUAGCAGCCCUGGUGGACCUCGCACCGCUGUGCAGCACUCCACCAGCUUUGGGGUUCCCAAUGCCAACAGCAUCAAGCAGAUGUUGCUGGACUGGUGCCGAGUCAAGACACGUGGCUACGAGCAUGUGGACAUCCAGAACUUCUCCUCCAGCUGGAGUGAUGGGAUGGCUUUCUGUGCCCUGGUACACAACUUCUUCCCCGAAGCCUUUGACUAUGGGCAGCUUAGCCCACAGAACCGGCUCCAGAACUUUGAAGUGGCCUUCUCAUCUGCUGAGAUGUUGGUGGACUGCAUGCCCCUGGUGGAGGUGGAGGACAUGAUGAUCAUGGGCAAGAAGCCCGACCCCAAGUGCGUCUUCACCUAUGUGCAGUCGCUGUACAACCACCUGCGGCGCCACGAGUUGCGCCUGCGCGGCAAGAAUGUCUAGCCUUCCCCCACAGAUGGCCGGCAGCAGGGUGC